This is a messenger RNA of Zea mays, 2204 nucleotides long. RefSeq names its product V-type proton ATPase 16 kDa proteolipid subunit. The transcript has 4 exons. Gene Ontology annotation, biological process: proton transmembrane transport. NCBI's taxonomy places the organism in Eukaryota, Viridiplantae, Streptophyta, Magnoliopsida, Poales, Poaceae. Gene Ontology annotation, molecular function: proton-transporting ATPase activity, rotational mechanism. Bases 93 to 419 code for a protein of 108 amino acids. Gene Ontology annotation, cellular component: proton-transporting V-type ATPase, V0 domain. The record is from RefSeq and is a predicted model, not a curated record.
ACAUUUAAGCACUUGUGUUUGCACUCAAUCACCAAAAUACUUAGAAAUGGCCCAAGGGCACAUUUCCCUUUCACCCUCGCUGGUGUCUAGGCAUGGGCGUCGCCUAUGAGACGGCCAAGAGUGGCGUCGGUGUUGCCUCCAUGGGCGUCAUGUGCCUCAAGCUUGUCAUGAAGUCCAUCAUCCUCGUUGUCAUGGCCAGAGUCCUUGGCAUCUAUGAUCUCAUCAUCGCCGCCAUCAUCUCUGCCGGGAUCAACCCCAAGGCCAAGCCCUACUUCUUAGACGGCUACACACACCUCUCCUUCGAACUCACAUGCAGCCUUGCUGGCCUUGCUGCCGGCAUGGCCAUCAGCAUCGUCAGAGACACCAGAGUUAGGUAUUGUACUACUCUGAUUGCAGUGUGUAUGCUUGAACAUAUAUGAAUAAGCAAAGCUGCAACAUUUUUUCAUCAGAAAAUAAGCAAGCCAAACUGAUCUAGAAUACACUGUUUUUGAUAAAUUAAGCAGCAACAAAGAAGUCUAUGUGCCCCUUCUUCAAUAGCAAGGUAUUGUUGUGCAUUGGGUUAGAUGAUAUGUUUAUGUGAUCGUUACAGUGUUGGGUCUUGAGGUUAUGGCUAAAUAGUCAAUCAUCAAAAUGGCAGUUACCUCACAACUUUGUAAGAAAAACAGGUUAUGUGAUCUUAGGUAACUUCUGAAAUUUUGUUGCUUAGUGUAGCAGAUUACCAGGGUUACCUUACCUUUUUGCCCUUUUAAACUGAUACUAAUAAUGUAUCAUUCAAUGCAGGUAAUUUCAAGCUUUUGGAGGAUCAUGCUUUUCUUCUAGAUUUUAUCUUCAGUUGUCCUUGUAAGGGUUGUGUCAAUGGUAGUGGUGAAUUAUCUAGAAGCAACAAAGCAGCAGUCAGCAGAUUUAAAUUGCCAGAUAUAGAGUUAGGCUUAGUUUUAGUUAAAAUAUUAGUGGUGAAUUAUCUAGGCAUACAUCCAGUCCACACCCUCAACCUACCGAGUUAGGCUCAGUUUUAGUUAAACAGCGUCUCGGUUGCUUGUGCCUACUGAUGGCUUUUCUUAAAAUUAUAUCAACGACAUCUUAGGUUUUGGAAGGUGGUGCAGUUGUCAUGACUCUUAGAGAUCAUAGUAUUCCUUCUAAUGGGGAUAUCAAUGAAAGUAAAGUUUCUUAUUUGUUAUUAUUAUAUUCUUGUUGGUGCAGCCUGAAAAUGAAAAGCCAAUUACUGAAAGCGGAGAUGAAAUCUCUUAUGAAAGAGCAAAGGCAAAAAGUCCAAUAUCUUUAUUAUCGGGACUACGAAGGAGAUCAAUUGACUGCAUCUAAACUGUGAGAUGUGUGCAAGAUUGGGUUUGUUGUAUUUGGAGUUCCUCAUAGAAAAAUCAUACAUAUGCUCUAGAGUUCCUCAUAGAUUUGGUGCUCGCGAUCUGCCAUGGAUUUGAUUUAAGAUUUGGGAGAUCGGUCGUGUUCGCGCUGCGAGAUUCGAUUUUUUAUGCAUGUUUUAUUCACGAGAUUGCAAGAACGGGACUGCUAGGCAAGAUGAGUAUACCUGAAAUUUAGGUCUAGAAAUUCACUGCUAUCAGUCUCAGAAUAGGCUAGGUUGAACUUAUACAUGAGAUAUCCACAGGUCCAGGUGCAUUGUUUGAAUUUGAUUAGAAGUGUGUAAUGUUAGUUCUUAUAAAAAAGCAACUCAAAAAGGGCCAAAGUUUGGAUGUACCUUCUGGGUUAUUGACGCAGAUAUCUUUAUCACUAUAUGUGCUUGGUUUGCUCAGUGGCACAUUUAAUCUAGAGAAUUUCAGUCUCCCUCUAUAAAAUGGUGGAGCAGAAUGACUUCUAAAUCUACUACACUUGGAAGUUUUGGGUCUCUGAUUUAGUCCAGAGUUGUGUUGAUUCAACAAAUCUUGAAUAAACAGGUUGCCAUUUGCCAUAUUCAAAGAAGGAACAUUCAAAUGACAACCAUUAUCACCUGCUGUCUCAGGAGAAAUAUUGACUGACAACCUCAUGUCAACAUUUUCAGGAUAAUGCAUUUGCUUAUACCCUAACUUGUAAUCAAUACUGGCAACAUUGUCAUCUAGGCGGCAUGAAUUAGUGAUCCUUCCAGAGAAACAGACUAUGCAAAACAAAUGUCAUAUUAAUAAUCUAGAAACAGCUUCGAGAUGGGUUUUAUCUAUUGAUGAGGAACCUGUUAAGAAAUGUUUGAUUCGCCUGUA